Capronia epimyces CBS 606.96 is the source of this 1647-nucleotide messenger RNA. RefSeq lists its product as uncharacterized. The transcript has a single exon. Gene Ontology annotation, cellular component: nucleus. Bases 1 to 1647 code for a protein of 548 amino acids. Gene Ontology annotation, biological process: regulation of transcription by RNA polymerase II. The record is from RefSeq and is a predicted model, not a curated record. NCBI's taxonomy places the organism in Eukaryota, Fungi, Ascomycota, Eurotiomycetes, Chaetothyriales, Herpotrichiellaceae.
AUGGCACAGAUCGACUCGGACGAUGAUUUCGACCUGGAUGACUACGAGAUGGUCAAGUCCGAGGACGAGGACGAGGCGUCGGCUCCGAUCGACGACACUCCCGCCUCGACUCCCCCCUCCUCCACCCUCCCACCUUGUCGACGGAAGACGCUGAAGUGUCACUGGGACAACUGCGACAAGACCUUCAAUCGCCAGGCCAGGCUCGCCGAGCACAUCAGGUCUCACACCAACACCCGUCCUUUCACCUGCCCGCAUUCUCCCUGCACCAAAGCGUUUCUCCGUGCCAGCCAUUUGAAACACCACGUUAAGAGCGCACAUACUGAUGUGAGGGAUUACAAAUGCACGUGGGCCGGCUGUGAUGCAAGUUUCGCUACGGGCACGAGACUGCGACGCCAUGUCCAAGCACACGAGAUCAAGGAGAAAUUCAGGUGUCAUGGCUACCCCGGCUGUGAGCAGACUUUCCGCAAACAAGAAACCCUGGACCGCCAUAUCUUGUCGGUACACCGCAACAUCAAACCCUUCCCUUGCACAGAAUUGGAUUCUGUCACUGGCCUUCCAUGUACAAAAGCUUACGACACUGCCGAGAACUUGCGUACCCAUCAACGAGCCAAGCAUGAUCCCACCCGAUUCUCUUGCUCGGACUGCAUGGCACGAAACGCAGCGGCACUUGCGAACCCAACAGAGGGCGGCUCAGAUGAUUUGGUCAAGGCGUCCUUUGCAACUUACGGUGAGCUCCAAGCUCACAUCGCCGAGGAACACCCACCCAUGUGCUCAUUCUGUCCAACCUCUUUUAUCACCAACAAAGAGUUGACUCGACAUCUGGAACUUCAGCAUGGCGUUCUCUCCAACAGAGCAUCCGAGACUACGUCUAACUUUCCCUGCACUUAUCCCAAUUGCAGCAAGAAAUUCUCCAAAAAGGGCAAUCUAAAUGUGCACAUAAAGACAGUCCACGAAAACCAGCGUGACUUUAUUUGCGGCCAAACCGAAAUCACUCUGCCAGAGGAGCUCACCAGCCAGCAGGAAGUGGUUGUUUAUGGUUGCAACCGCAGCUUUACGAGCAAAGCAAGCCUGGAGGAGCAUGUCCGCACUGCACAUCUUGGACUAGAGUCUAAGCGGUCAAUUCGUGAGAAGAAACGCAAGGCGGAGCAAGACGUCGAUGACUUUGAAGCCGUUGGAUUUCCGUGGCUUGGUCAAGCGUUUAAGAAACGCAAGCCUCGAUCGGACAAGGGAGUCAAGAAAUCGUCGGACAUGGCCCGCCUCACUGGAGUCCCAGCGAAUCACGGUGGGGAUGGAGCCAGCUCCCCCAAGCAAGCAGUAGCGGGAUUAGGGAGCGAACCUGUCACCCAGGUAGACGAGGAGUUGGAUGACAGCCUUCUGUCUGGAUCGAUGACUAUGUGCGGCAGUCAAAUCUUCCACUACGACAGCUGCUACCAUUACCCGUCCGGUGAAUAUCCCACUGUCGAUGGCUCUGCUACGGAGCUAUCCAAACCCCGCGAUGAAGAUGCAGAGGCAGAUUUUCACUUCGACUUUGGCUUGGGUCAAAACACUCCACCCGGCACCAUGGACUAUGAAGUUGACGACAAUUUUUUCGGCCAUUUCGAACAGGAACAUUCGGCUUUCGCCUAUCCACCUCCAUUUGCUCAGUGA